Molecule: messenger RNA, 5241 nt
Organism: Aedes aegypti (yellow fever mosquito)
Lineage: Eukaryota; Metazoa; Arthropoda; Insecta; Diptera; Culicidae
Gene: Tao
Product: serine/threonine-protein kinase Tao
Exons: 14
Coding region: 1699-4572 (957 amino acids)
Biological process (GO): protein phosphorylation
Molecular function (GO): ATP binding; protein kinase activity
Source: RefSeq, a predicted model, not a curated record
AAACGUUCGCAUGAUUUUUUUUCUUCACUGUCGUCGUCUGUCGAACCCGCAGAGCAGCAGCCAGAAGAGUGGAAAUUUGCAGUCGUCGUCGCGUUCGUUGUCCGUGUGCGAAAAUUAUUAAACUUGGUAGAAAGCUUCGGCGUUUAGUGGCUGGCUGGCAAGUAAAUCGUUCCAAAGUGAUCCAGAUUCCAAUUUCCGCCGGGAUCAAUCGCGUCCGGAGUGAGUGACUAGUUUCGCCAUCGAGAUUGGUAAAAAAUCGAACAACGACGGAAGAAAGGAAAAGAAAAAUGUCUGGCGAUUGAUUCACGCCUCGGCUCAGCCCUCCGCGGUCAGAAGAAGGCAAGGCCUGCUGCUGCUGGUUGCGCCUACUACUGCUGCUGCUUGCUGCAAAUGGUUUUUUGAAGUUUCAAAUUUUCGCUUCGCGUGUGAGUGUGUAUAAAAUGCGAAAAUCCAAGAAUAUGUAGUGAUUUUUAUUUUCACUUUAUGUAGGCCCAAUGAUAUUUAAUUUGUACGCAUCCUAGUGUUGGGAGAGUGUGUGUUGUAAUCUGCUGUUUUCAGUGGAAGAAAAGUAAAACGAAGGGAAAUAUUCUACGGACAGCGUUCCAAAGAAAAAAAAGGACUUGCCCAAGAGUCCGUCAGGGAAGAAUCAAUCCUUCGGUGGGGUUCCGCAAUCACGUCUCUGUCGGCCACCGUGAGUUGCCUUUAGCUCACUCCUUUUGCUGCUGCCUUGUGUGAACAGCCAGCACUGUGUGAAGUGGUGUGUAUUUGGUAUAUAUUUUUUGUGUGCAAUCGCCAUUUUGUGCUCCGACGGACGACGGAACGAAGUGAACCAAUCAAAACGAAAGGGAAGAAAGUCUCCAGUGAGGGCCCCGUGGCCAGAACUGCCAUAUCCUUUGGAUCGUCUGCUUCCGGCCAGAGCAGUGAUUGGCCACACGGAAUCAUCCGCGGUAGGGAUCGUUCAGUGAGACUUGUGUACGUGAAGUUCUACAAGUAGAUAUCGUGGUGUCCAACAAAACGUCAUCUCGUUGGGAGGCGCUCCCCAAAAUAUGCUGCCCUAGCUUGGGAUUUUUUCUUAUCGGAUAACACAACGCUCUUGUUCAUCGAGUAUUCGCAGGAUAUUACCUAAGACGAUGGACUCUUCCGCAGAUCUGAAAGGAACCUAAAAACCCCACAAACUAAUCGGACCGAUCCGGAUCCCCAGUUUGACACAGGAGCUGCAUCAUUCACCCACAGUGAAAAUGUGCAGAAGGUGGACAAGAUCUGAUCAAGUUAGUCAUCCUCCCAAUAGUGACAAUGCGGUGCAGUGUUCAGACGACGAGUUAGUGUUAGAGCAAAAAUAGCCCAGUCGGCACCGAGUGGUCUAAUCAAUUAGCAAACACAUGACAAUAAUCGGAAGAGUGGAGUGUGGAAAAAGGGUGGCGUACAAUUCAUCAUCGCCAUCGUUUGUUUUAACGCCAAAGUGCAAGCACCAGUGAAGCAGGAACAUAAACAUCAACGCUGCUGUGGUUGAUGGUACCACAGGGUACCGAAUUCAGAUUGGAAGAAGGUGAAUAAAUCGAAGGAAAGUGUGAUCCUUGGUAGGGAGGAAAAAAAGUGUCGUGAGUGAAGAAAGUGUCUGUGUGAAGAAGCGAAACGCAUUAUUACUCCUAAAGCUGAGUCUUCUUGCUUCCCCGCUGCAGUACUACUUCCGAUAGUAGUAUGCCUAUAAUGAGGCCGGGAAGCCUGAAGGAUCCCGAGAUAGCCGAGCUGUUCAACAAACAUGACCCGGAGAAGAUAUUCGAAGAUCUGCGCGAAAUUGGCCAUGGUUCGUUCGGUGCGGUCUAUUACGCAAAAUGCAAUCUCACGCGCGAGAUUGUCGCGAUCAAGAAGAUGUCCUACAUGGGCAAACAGAGCAUGGAAAAGUGGCAGGAUAUCCUGAAGGAAAUUCGUUUCCUGCGGCAGCUGAACCAUCCUAAUACGAUCGAGUACAAGGGAUGCUACCUGCACGAGAACACGGCAUGGCUCGUGAUGGAGUACUGCGUGGGAUCGGCUUCCGAUAUAAUCGAGGUGCACAAACGGCCCUUGAAGGAAGAGGAAAUAUCGGCCAUCUGUGACGGAGUGCUACGAGGAUUGAGUUAUCUGCACAGCCUUGGCAGGAUUCAUCGAGACAUCAAAGCGGGAAACAUCCUACUAACCGAGCAAGGUAUAGUCAAACUGGCUGAUUUCGGCAGCGCUGCCAUCAAAUGUCCCGCCAACAGUUUUGUGGGGACGCCGUACUGGAUGGCACCGGAGGUGAUUCUGGCGAUGGAUGAAGGCCAGUACGACGGCAAGGUGGACGUGUGGUCGCUCGGCAUUACCUGCAUUGAACUUGCGGAAAGGAAACCUCCCUACUUCAAUAUGAAUGCGAUGUCUGCGCUGUACCAUAUUGCGCAAAACGAGGCUCCUUCGUUACAGGCUCCAGACUGGUCCGAUAUUUUUCGGAGUUUUGUGGAUUUCUGCUUGAAGAAAUCCCCAAAUGAGAGGCCAAAUUCCAGUAAACUGUUAACCCAUUCGUUCAUGACGAGGAUACGAUCGCCAAAUGUACUGAUUGAUUUAAUAGCGAGAACUAAAGCUGCCGUUAGGGAAUUGGACAAUCUAAACUAUAGGAAGAUGAAGAAGAUCCUGAUGGUGGAUUCUUGUGAAACCGAAAGUAAUGUCGGGGACGCGGAAGACACGCCGGAUGAGCAGAUUGGCGGUGAUAGCAGCAAGAGUAAUAGUAUAACCUCGGAACAUUCGUUACAUUCGGUGGAUCAUCAUGGAGGUGUGUUACGGAAUGCAUCUAGGCAUCGAAUGCCGGGCCCAGGCCUGCCCCCGAUGCACAACAAUAGUAUGAACAAUUCGGGCGGUCGCGAUGGGCUAAUGGUAGGCGACGGUCUGAACCGAAUGAGUCUGGGUGUGAGCGGAGGAAGCGGAGGCAGUGGGGGACUCGGAGGAAGUGGCUCCGGAUCCGGCAGUAUGGGUGCUAGUAUUGGGUAUCAAAAUUCGUCAUCUAGUCCCGUUGUACCUCAUCAUCAUCCGCAUCAUAAUCAUGUGUCGCAGGCGGCAGCGAAUGCGGUUGCCGAGCAUGGUGCCAACAAUUUUGCUACUAUUAGGACGACCAGUAUUGUGACGAAACAGCAGAAGGAACACAUGCAGCAGGAGGAAAUGCACGAACAAAUGUCCGGCUAUAAACGAAUGCGACGGGAACAUCAGGCAGCCUUAGUGAAGCUGGAAGAACGGUGCAAGGUUGAGAUGGAACAGCACAAAGGAGCGUUGGACAAAGAAUAUGAUCUGCUAUUACAUAGUUUCACUAGGGAUCUAGAUAAACUUUCGGGAAAGCAUCAGCAAGAAAUCGACCGAAGGAUAAAGCAGAACAACGUUGCCGAGAAGAAAUUGUACAAGGAGAUAUCGACACGGCAAGAAGGCGAUCGCAAAGCGUUCGAGUUGCAUAAAAAGAAGGAAUACAAAGCAAACAAAGAACGAUGGAAGCGAGAGCUAUCGAUGGACGAUUCGACUCCGAAGCGGCAACGAGAUGCUACACUUCAAUCCCAGAAAGAUAAUCUGAAGCAAGCGGAGGCUCAAGAAGAGCAGCGAAUGCUGCGAGUACAGAAGAACUACAUCGAUCUGGAGAUGCGAAAGUUCCGGAGGAAAAAGAUGAUUCUUCUGCACGAUCUCGAAAACCAACUGCUGAGAGAUGAACUGAGUAAAAAGCAACAGCAGCUGGAACAAGCCCAUGGCAUGCUUAUAAAACACCAUGAAAAGACUCAGGACUUAGAAUACCGACAACAGAAGAGUGUUCACGCUCUCCGAGAAGAGCAGAUAUCAAAACAACAUGAAAGUGAGCUGCGUAACCAAAAGGAGUACAUGGAUAGGGCGGAACGGGAGCUGUUGAGGAGGCAUGCGCUAGAACUCAAGCAGCAACCGAAAAGUCUGAAGCAAAAAGAGCUCCAAAUACGCAAACAGUUCCGGGAAACGUGUAAAACCCAGACGCGUCAGUACAAGGCACUGAAAGCUCAAAUCCUGCAGACAACGCCCAAGGAGGAACAAAAAGCUGUGAUAAAGAAACUAAAAGAAGAACAACAUCGUAAGUUAACGUUAUUGGGUGAUCAGUAUGAACAAAGUAUUGCCGACAUGCUGCAGAAGCAGAGUUUGCGGCUAGACGAAAGUCAGGAAGUCGAAUGCCAUCAGCUGAAGGAUCGCUUGCAGUACGAACUGGAGAUCCUGACGGCGUACCAGAGCAAGAAUCGGAUGCAAGCGCAGGCGCAACGGGACCGCGAGCGGAAGGAACUAGAAGACCGCGUCAGUGUGCGGCGUGCUCUGCUGGAAAGUAAGAUGGAGACCGAGUUGCAACAGUUCAACCAGGAACGAGCGGAGCGGAUUCGUAUCCUCCGGGAGCGACACGAAAAGCAACUGGAGGCGUUCGACGAGGAAUCGGCACGGAUGGGCUUCAGUGCACUGGCGUUAGCCGAAGCUUCUAAAGAAACCUACCCGGACGAAGAGGGCAGUCUGUCCGGGUCAAUGCUUAGCUUGGCCCAUAGUAGCAGUUCUACUAGUUUUCCGGCAGGUUCGCUAUAGCAUAAAUCCCGCUGUACGCUACAUACCCUAUCGAGUCACAAUUCAAUGUAGUUGAUGGUGGACGGCGGUCUCGAAUAAUGUUAGAAUCGAGCGCAUGGUUGGGCAGCGUUAAGGAAGCAGCAUUCCUGGCUGCGUUACUUGUCCCGUGGGUUGCACGGUUCGGUGAGAGUGGCGACGUGGGGAGUCCCCAAUUGGGGACGGAUGUUCAGAAUGAUGUUGUUACAUUUUUGAUCGUGUUUCUAUAAGAACUUAGUGCUGCUUAACAGUAGCACUCUUGUCGAGCAACUUUGAUGUUUUUUUACCUAUUAUUUUAACAAGCUUUUUUGUACUGUUUCUAACUAGAAAAUAAUACUUAACGUUUGAUAAGGUCAAUCAUUUCUUCUGAAUUCUAGUCAAUUGGAUCCGAUCGAUUGAGGAAGUGUAGUAGGUGGAGUUCGAAGACGGUUAGAAUAAGGAACGCGCUAGAAUGACUGUGAGCCCAGCUUUAGAUAAUACUCAUGAUUGAAUUCAAAAGAUUCCUAUUUGCUAUGGCGUUAUUUAGGUUCAUUUGAGCGAGUGAAAGCGUUUGCGGGCGCUUAAUUCCAUCUGUAAAUAAUCCUAACACAUUCGCUUGUAGUAUCAAAUGCCGCAAAUUGCUUUCUAUAAAUAUACCGGGGCCUACGUUUUUUU